CAAUAUGAGGCAAGUCAAUUAAUAACAGUGAUGGAAACCCUUGAAACUGCAGUUAUGACAGUGCUGUGGGAUGAACUGCUGAGAAGAAUCAAUGUAACCAGCAAAGCAUUGCAACAGGUACACAUUGAUGUAUGUACUGUUCCUAUUCUGUACAGUUCACUCAUAGAAUACAUAGGACAGGCCAGAAAUGAUUUUUAUGUCUAUGAAGCAGAGGCCAAGACUCUCACAGCGACAGAGGGAUACAAAGCAGAUAGCCAAAGGAGACGAGUAAAGAAAGUUAUGUUUGAUGAGUCUGCAGGUCCAGAGGUGCGGCGCUCCGGCCGUGAAGCGUUCUUGAUUGACACCCAUUAUGUCAUCUGUGACUGCUUGUCACAAGAAUUGAAAAAACGCAAAGAUGCAUACAAAAAUGUGGAGGAGAAAUUUGGUUUCCUUACUAAAAGGAAAUCAAUGAACAUUGAACAAAUCCGUGCAGCCACAGAAAAGUUGAAGAAAAUAUACCCCCAGGAUCUUGAGGAGGACUUUACAGCAGAGUUUUGUCAGUUCAUGUCAAUGGUAAAAGAUGAAGAAUCAGUCAUGGCCAUGUACAAGAAAUUUCUAGAGCUAGGCUUGAGGGAUGCUUUUCCUAAUGUGGACAUUUGCCUUCGCAUGUAUCUGACAUUACCGAUUGCAAACUGUUCAGGAGAAAGAUCAUUUUCUGUGUUGAAACGAGUAAAAACACAUCGGAGAGCAACAGUCACAGGAAAAAAACUGAAUGCCUUUGCUCUGUUAGCAAUUGAAAAUUGAUUCACAACUGCACUGGAUUUUCAAGACAUCAUCGAGGACUUCACCACAUCAAAACUAAGGAGAAAGCAUCUGUAAAUUAAAUCACAGCUGUGGAGAAUGGAGAGAAGACAAGUGGAGAAUGGAGACUUAAGAGGAGCAGAGAAGAUGACAGGAGGACACUGGAGAGUAGAGGAGCAGAGAAGAUGACAGGAGGAGGCUGGAGAAAAGAGGAGCAGAGAAGAAGA
Messenger RNA from Nothobranchius furzeri (turquoise killifish), 1007 nucleotides. The record is from RefSeq and is a predicted model, not a curated record. Lineage: Eukaryota; Metazoa; Chordata; Actinopteri; Cyprinodontiformes; Nothobranchiidae.